AUGGAAACUCCCGCCAAGCAAAAAGUGGUCAUUGUCGGCGCGGGUCCAGUCGGGUGUCUCGCGGCUCUCUAUGCUGCUGCCAGGGGCGACGAUGUCGAGCUGUAUGAGCUUCGAGGAGAUCUCAGAGUUCCUGGCACUGUGCCCUUGAAUUUCACAAAAUCCAUCAAUCUUUCUUUGUCUUAUCGCGGAAUCACGGCAAUGCGGCAUGCAAACCGGGAGAAUGUGAUCAAAGAGAUUCUCGAACAGGUCGUGCCAAUUUCUGGGCGCAUGAUUCAUGGGAGAGACGAUGGGAAGCUAUGGGAAGCACCACAAGCUUACGAUGUCCAUGGCCGGGGCAACUAUUCGGCGGACAGAGGGAUGCUGAGCGACGUGUUUCUCGAUGAGUUGGAGCGAACGCCCAACAUCAAACUAUUCUUCAACCACAAGCUGACAGGCGCUGAUUUCCACGCCAAAAAAGCCUGGUUCGAGCGUCGAUUGCCCGGCGAAUCACCCCUUCCAGGCUCAUCCGGCCGCGUCCCCGAAAUACAGGUGGACUUCGACUUUCUGAUCGGUGCAGACGGUGCUCACUCGGCCAGCAGAUACCACAUGAUGAAGUUUGCCCGCGUCGACUACCAACAGGAGUACAUUGACACGUUGUGGUGCGAGUUCCGCAUCUCACCAUCACCGCAGAACGAGUUUCUCAUCUCGCCCAGCCAUCUCCACAUCUGGCCUGGGAAGGAGUUCAUGUUCAUCGCUCUCCCGUCCGUCGACAAGUCCUUCACCUGCACCCUAUUCGCGCCAGCAACCCACUACACCAAGCUCGAGCGCUCCACCGAAGACCUCCUCGAGUUCUUUGACGUGCACUUCCCAGGCGUCUGCCCAGAACUCAUCUCUCCCUCCGAGCUCGUCACUCAAUUUACCUCAAACCCUCACCUCCCCCUCAUUAGCAUCAAAUGCAAGCCACAUCAUUACAACUCCACUGUCGUCAUCGUCGGCGAUGCCGCCCACGCUGUCCUUCCCUUCUACGGACAAGGCCUGAACGCCGGUCUUGAAGACAUCCAAUUCCUCUUCGAAUGCCUCGACAAACAUGGCGUCUACGGCCCCGAAAGUCACAAGCACAGUUCUGCAUCGCGCGCCCUUGCCCGCCAGUUGGCGUUCCAGGAAUACACCGACGCUCGCUCCGCCGACGCACACGCUAUCAAUGACCUCUCCAAGCAGAACUACGUUGAAAUGCACUCGGGCGUCAAACAACCCCUCUACAGAUUACGCAAGUACGUUGAGGAGGCCCUGUACCACUACGUGCCACGUCUCGGUUGGCAGACCCAGUAUACCCGUGUCAGCUUUAGCAACCAGCGCUACUCGGAAAUCAUUCGGGUGAACCGCAGGCAAGGCAGGAUUCUGGGUGCCGUAUUCGGUUCGACGCUGUUGUCGGCGUUGGCUGUCGCUACGGUCUUUGCCUGGAAGCAACCUGGGAGGUUCUUCUCGCCACUAACGGGGUUGAGAGAUCUAGUGAAGGGUCUUUUGUCCAGAUAG
This is a messenger RNA of Aspergillus puulaauensis, 1512 nucleotides long. RefSeq names its product kynurenine 3-monooxygenase (gene bna4). The record is from RefSeq and is a predicted model, not a curated record. Gene Ontology annotation, molecular function: FAD binding; kynurenine 3-monooxygenase activity; NAD(P)H oxidase H2O2-forming activity. Lineage: Eukaryota; Fungi; Ascomycota; Eurotiomycetes; Eurotiales; Aspergillaceae. Gene Ontology annotation, biological process: NAD+ metabolic process; L-tryptophan catabolic process; quinolinate biosynthetic process. Bases 1 to 1512 code for a protein of 503 amino acids. The transcript has 3 exons. Gene Ontology annotation, cellular component: mitochondrial outer membrane.